This is a messenger RNA of Trichophyton rubrum CBS 118892, 2420 nucleotides long. RefSeq names its product glycerophosphocholine acyltransferase. Bases 498 to 2108 code for a protein of 536 amino acids. Gene Ontology annotation, biological process: phosphatidylcholine biosynthetic process. Lineage: Eukaryota; Fungi; Ascomycota; Eurotiomycetes; Onygenales; Arthrodermataceae. The transcript has 2 exons. The record is from RefSeq and is a predicted model, not a curated record.
UUGCUUCUGCGCGCUGCUGGAAAGGGCUCGAUCGCCACCUGCAGCACGAGGGCGUCCGUUGGCGUGGGCGUGGAGAAGUCGGAGGGAGCCUGUCCUUUGCAUGACCGCCUGGACCUGUAUAUAUACAGCACAUAAAUGACCGCCCGCGCGCUGUGGGUAAGUGUUUCCUCUCCUCUUCCUGCUUCUCGUCUCCUUUUCUUCGGUUGCCUUUAUGCUGCCAACGAGAUCGUUGCUUUUGCCCAGCUUUUCUUUUUCCUCCUUGCUUAUCUCGUUUGGGACUUUGCUAGAGUGGCCGUGUUCCAGAUCGAUUUCCCCCAAGCUGACUCGAGACACCCAUGGCCAGAAUCUAGGCAGCACCUCCCAGAGACCAGCAUAGCUCCGAACGGGCUGGGCCCUUUUCCUCCUUUCCACACCAUAGCUUCUUCCUCUCCGGUACAAUAAAUACAGAGAAUAGCUUUUUCAGACGCGAACUCUUCGUGACAACGCAGACCGCCGCCAUGGAGCGUCCCGACCUACAGCGGGUCAAGUCAGAGCCCGUCAACCUACCGCAGUCACAGUCCGCUCCUAUUUCGAGCAAUGUCGAGACAGUUGUUGUUGCGCAGGAGGAGCCUCCGGCUACAACUCCAGAGGGUGGACGGAGCCCCCUGGCACUCAGUCCACUCUCUCGCAUCUCGUCAGAGGGGAGCAGCUCCUAUCAAGAGGACUGGGAGCCGCUUACACCAGUCGAGAGAGUGACCGUGCUCGACUUGCUCGGCAACCUGGCCAUAUCACAGAAGCUGGAGAAGUGGCAGGCCUCGCUCAACGCGCAGAAGGAGAGGGUCAAGCGUCAUCAGGAGAAGUUUAAAUCAACCAGCCAGCAGGCUCGCCAGAGAGUCGUGGGUGAAUUCAGAAAGAGAAUGCCUUCUUCGGAAGAGCAGCUGCAGAAAUACCGAAAGCGGAUGAAGAGCUCGGUCGAACGACUUGCUAUCCGCUGGAACGAUACCGUCACUGUCACUGCUAUAGAAAAGAUUUCGUUUAUUGCUGGUGUGCUCAACGUAUUCAUCAGUGGCUACCUGCUCGGAGCGUUCCCUACCUACUUUUACCUCUGGUUCACCGGCCAGCUUAUCUACUUUAUGCCCCAACGAUACUAUAGAUACUGCAAGAUCGGUUACCAUUACUUCCUUGCUGAUCUGUGUUACUUUGUCAACCUCCUCACCAUCCUUAGCAUGUGGGUGUUCCCCAACUCCAAACGGCUCUUUUUGAGUACGUGGUGUCUGGCAUACGGAAAUAACGCCGUGGCUAUUGCCAUGUGGAGAAACUCGAUGGUUUUUCACAGCAUAGACAAAGUUGUCAGCUUGUUCAUCCAUAUUAUGCCGCCGGUGACCCUGCACUGUCUAGUGCAUCUUACACCCCCAGAGAUACUAGAAACAAGAUUCCCGGCGGUGUAUCGGAUCAAGUUUAGCGCCCCGGGCUCUCCCGAACACUACACACUGGGAGCCAUGAUGAUCUGGGCGUCUGUUCCCUACGCCAUCUGGCAGCUGAGCUACCACUUUUUCAUCACUGUGCGCCAGAGAGAUAAGAUUGCUGCCGGCCGCCCAACUAGUUUCACCUGGCUGCGUCGAUCCUAUGCUAAAACGUGGAUCGGCAAAUUCGUGCUUCAUCUCUCCCUGCCACUGCAAGAACCGGCCUUCAUGAUGAUCCAGUAUAUAUACGCCAUCCUCACGAUUGUCCCCUGUCCGCUCUGGUUCUGGUACCAGUGGGCAAGCAGUGCCUUCUUAACUAUCAUGUUCAUCUGGAGUAUCUACAACGGAGCCACAUUCUACAUCGACGUGUUCGGAAAGCGGUUCCAGAAGGAGCUCGAGCAAUUGAAGAGAGACGUGGCCAAGUGGCAGAUGUCUCCUGAAGCUCUCACGGCCGUGGCUGACCCCCAGGAUCCUGAUGGAAUAAAGGCUGCCUCUCUCACCGGCGUGGUCAUGACAACCCCCAAGCAGCCCUAUGUCGAACCAAGCCAACUCAUCACCAAUCUUGAUCUCAACGCAAAUUCCAAAGCCGCCUCUACCGGCGCCUUGGUCGAUGAACCUGCCUCUCAUAAUACUACAAAUAGACGACCCAAGGAUGCCUCUGUCUAGCGUUCUUUUUAACAUGCGUUGUUAUUUUUGUACUCCCUCCCCUGUCGACGAUUUCAUCUUAUGUCCUGCUUCCUUUUGUUAGUGAUGCCUCUACUAUGUUUGCAGAGUCCUAGGAUGUACAUAUAUACCCCCCUGUUGAUCGUUGAUGUCCUCUUGGAUCAUGACUAAUUUUUUGUCCGCACAUCUAAUCCUAAUACUACCCACCACAGCGAAAAAUCACUCCUUACGCCCCCUUCUAUCACUGGUCGCUGUCUCUGUAAAAUUCAACCCUUUCGUACCUAAAUAACGUUAAGAUGCCUUCAGCCGUCCAUG